This is a messenger RNA of Drosophila novamexicana, 1323 nucleotides long. RefSeq lists its product as uncharacterized. Bases 1 to 1323 code for a protein of 440 amino acids. Lineage: Eukaryota; Metazoa; Arthropoda; Insecta; Diptera; Drosophilidae. The transcript has 2 exons. The record is from RefSeq and is a predicted model, not a curated record.
AUGCGGCGCUUUGAGUUGCUGUAUCAACUGCUGAAAUUUCAGUGCUUCGUCCUGAAUUGUGUGGGCUUUCUGAAGAUACGCUUUGAUAGAGCUCAGCAGCGCUAUCGUCUGGACUUUGGCUGCUGUUGUCUAUUUGCCUACUUCCCCAGCUAUCUGCUCGUGCUACUUAACUUUCUGCAUUUAUAUCUGCGCUGGGACUUGGAGACCCACAACGCCAACCUGAACGAGCUUGAACCCGGCACGCAACCCGAAUUAGAUGUCUUGGAUUGCAUCAGCCAAAUCUGCCACAAUGUGGCGUAUGUGUGGAUAAUCAUCAGAUGUUUGACCUGCAGGCUUCAGCUUUGGUAUAUGGUGGAUCAGGCCCAAUUGAUCUUUAAGCAUCUAACUUCCUUGCUACGUGAGCGUUUUGUGCCCAAAUGCUCUUGGGUGCUGUUCUUGCUGGGCGCUCAGCAGUUUCUCUUGCUGCUGCUGCUGACCUGGAAGCUCAUCUGGCUGGAUAGGCCGCCGGCAUAUGAUAGCGUCUAUAUAAUCGUCAAAUAUGCCAUGGGUGCAGUUCAUCUGCUUUUGGCUCUGCUGUUGAGUUUUCACCUCUUUCAGCAUCUGUUGCAUGCAGCAUUGCUGCAAUCGCUAAAUCAGGUAUUGCAGCAAUUGCAGUUGCCGCAUGAUCUUAAGCUACUGCGUCAGUUGUUGCACGUGCAGCCUUUGCUUAAACGAAUGCAACAUUUGGCUGCCUACUACUUUAGGGCCACAUUUUGUUGGUACUUCAUUGUAUUGUGUUUCAAAUGUGGCAUCUUUGUGAGCGAAUUCAGCUACGAUGAAAACGUGUUGUUGCAGAGCCAAAAGAGUCAGGACGACAUUGAGGAUGAAGCCGAGUGGAUGGGCAUGGAAGCGCUACCCACUCGUGGCCAGCUGCUGACCUCGUCAGCACUGCAAGUGGCAUGGCAAGUGGCAAUAUUAUUGCCUCUGCUAUGUGCGGCAAAGAUACAGCUGCGAGAGCAUAAAAAAUUGUUUAACAACAUCUGGAAAAUAGAGUUUCCCAGCAAAUCUGCGACUUCUAGAGCAAGACUUCAGCGUGGCGGAACUACCAAGGACAUCAUCAGCUUUUUGGUCAGCACCCGAGUGCGUUUCGAAGAUUAUCGUCCAAAAUCUAUCAGCUUUAUGGCUUGGAAACCGAAUGCGAAUACGGCUGUAAUACAAUUCGUUGGCAUUAUUAGAAGCUGCAAAAUGCUGCUGCAGGUGGUGCUCUGCACCGUCAUCUCGGAUUUUGUGCAGCAAAUGGAGCUGAGGCACUUGCAGAAUUGCCUAAAAAAGAGCUCCAACUAA